AUGUCUCAACUUCGUUCCUUGUCCCGACUGGGUAUUGCUCUCGGUGUAUCCGAUUUGAAGUGUUUACCAAUCUUUCUCGAGAGCUGCCCGAACUUGAAAUCCCUCACCCUGACAUUGGAUGAUUAUGAGGAAAUGCGUUCCGAGGAGAUGAAUCAAGUCAGUGAUUCAUCUGUUCCUGAGUGUUUGUUGUCGUCGCUCGAGUCUGUUCAUUUCGAUGCCCCAAUCUCAACAUUUGCUCUAGCGACGAAGUUGGUAAACUACUUCCUAGAGAAUUCUGCAAUCCUCAAGAAACUCACUCUACAUGUGAACCGUGACAAAGUUCCGGCAAGUGGAGAUAUACCAAAUAUCCAGCAACGGAUUCCAUUCCCGCCGCCGAAAUCACGAUCUGCAGUUCCGGCGAGUGAUUGCGUUCGGCCACAACACGGU
Molecule: messenger RNA, 426 nt
Organism: Thlaspi arvense
Lineage: Eukaryota; Viridiplantae; Streptophyta; Magnoliopsida; Brassicales; Brassicaceae
Source: the annotation of a GenBank genome assembly